GUCGGGGACGUCCGGCUAAUAUUAAUCGGGCCUUACGUUCGCGAAAUUUUAUUACAUUUUUUCUGUUCCUGGUUUGCAACCUGCUAACGUGUCUAUGGAGGUUGUAAAUGCUCGGUCAGCACUCUUAUCAAACUUUGAAGUCCUAAACCUCCUUCGCGAACUAGAUGCGGAGCACAUCGCCCGCACAAAAACUGCCAUCCGUGUCAAAAAAGAAGAAGAGGCUGCAGGAAAGAAUUCGCAUGACACUCAUACUGAAGAGAUAAGCGAGAACCUUCGCACAGUCGAGCUGGAAGCUAUUCAAUAUCUAUCUGCGGACUACCAGCCGAGCCUCCAUCAAUCAGACGCGAGCAUCACCCAGCUUACGGGCAGUCUUCAGCCCUUUGGAUUGUCGAAAGCAGAAAAGCUUCAGAUAGUCAACUUGGCUCCGACUGAGCCGGUAGAGCUAUAUGUUAUCGUCGAAGAACUCGAAGAUCGGUUGGGGAACCGGAUGAAAGAUCUUCUUGCUGCAGUGUCCAAGUCAUUGAACGAACGCGCCCCUGAACAUCCGAAUGGGGCUGUUGUUGUACCUGAAGUCAAACAGACACACGAUGAAGAUGCAGUGGAGGUCUACGAAGAAGCGGAUCAAGAGACUUGGGAAUAUGAUGCAAACGCGAUGGAGUUUGAUGAUACGGGAGAGGGAGCAGGCGUCGAAGGCGACCUUGAUGUUGAUGAUGAUUGAGGAUGUUGUGGUUCAAGGGAUGCAUUUACGUGCCAAGUGCACGAAGCCAUAGGUCAUCCCCAGGCCGUCGUCAUAUCUAGCUGCACGAAGGCUAAAGGAAAAUACCAUCGUGAGGCAAAGUACAUCUCUCACAGAUCUUUGACAUGGGGGAGUAUUCCUACCACAUGUACUUCACCCAUAGUUAUAAUGAAUGCGCACUGUUUGGGCGUCGCUCUGGCUACCUUCGCUUGGCCAAUCCCUCGAAGUUUAAAACAUGAUUAUUCCACA
Messenger RNA from Suillus discolor, 985 nucleotides. RefSeq names its product HRDC-like protein. Gene Ontology annotation, molecular function: nucleotide binding. The record is from RefSeq and is a predicted model, not a curated record. Lineage: Eukaryota; Fungi; Basidiomycota; Agaricomycetes; Boletales; Suillaceae. Gene Ontology annotation, cellular component: RNA polymerase III complex. Bases 95 to 718 code for a protein of 207 amino acids. The transcript has 3 exons. Gene Ontology annotation, biological process: transcription initiation at RNA polymerase III promoter.